Molecule: messenger RNA, 480 nt
Organism: Colletotrichum gloeosporioides
Lineage: Eukaryota; Fungi; Ascomycota; Sordariomycetes; Glomerellales; Glomerellaceae
Exons: 1
Coding region: 1-480 (159 amino acids)
Source: RefSeq, a predicted model, not a curated record
AUGAAGCAAGCGGAAGUGGCUGAUGGGCAUUACUGGUGCGGCCCAACAACAACUGAAGCUAAGAAAAGAGGAUGCACGUUCAAUAAACUUCACAACAGGUGGAUGUCGCCACACUGCACAGCAGAUUUCGAACCUGCGAAGGAGGCUGUUUUCAAGGCUCUGGACGGCGAUGUCCCUGAAUUUGUCUUCUACAGAGAUGAGGAUGGCAAGCCUGGGGCAAAGAUAUCCGAGGAGGAGCUGAAUGGGAUGGAUAUCUUGACGCCAGCGUGGACGACGGUGGGACAUCAUAUGACGCAUUGCAUGUACUUGCUUCUUCAGGCAGCCGCAUCUUUGAAUCUUGGGACCAAGGCAGACAUGGUAGUGCAUGCGUGGGAGCAUGCUGGGCAUUGUGCUAGCGUCAUCAUGAACAUCACAAAGACGGCGCCAGGGUGGACCGAUAUCGCGAGUUUCGGGCAUACCCAGUCGGGCGUUUGUUGGUAG